GAGUGAGCGUGCAGCUUGGACAUUAGAGGUGGAUCAUUAUGCAUGCUGGAUUGUGUGGCUUCAGCACUGGAGGCCUUGUGGUUUUCUUACCUUACCCAGGACCAUCCAGACACAUCGACGGUGACUCCAGCUUAGCCCAUUUCACACUCAAUCUCAGAUGAUUUAGGUCUGCCUGCAUCUGUCCUUGCACCAUGGUUGUUCCUGAAUCUCAGGACAAAAUGUACUACCCUCCUGACGACCUGCAGAGGGAUGCUCAUGUGCCUGAUUUGAACUCAUAUCUGGCACAGUACAGGAAGUCUCUUGAGAAUCCAGAAGCUUUCUGGAAAGAAGUUGCCAGUGAGUUCUUCUGGAAGAAACCAGCAACAGGCCCAAUGCUGCAGUACAACUUCGACGUCACAAAAGGAAACAUAUACGUUAAAUUCAUGGAAGGGGCCAAAACCAACAUAUGUUAUAAUGUCCUGGACAGGCAUGUGAGGGAGAAGGACCUCUAUGAAAAGGUUGCCUAUUACUGGGAGGGCAAUUCACCCGAUCACCAUGUGACCAUCACCUACCGUCAGCUGCUGAGCCAGGUGUGCCGCUGCGCCAACGUCCUCAAGCGAAUGGGUGUGAAAAAGGGAGACAGGGUGUCCAUCUACCUGCCCAUGAUCCCAGAGCUGGUUUACACCAUGCUGGCCUGUGCCAGGAUAGGUGCUGUUCACUCUAUUGUGUUUGCUGGUUUCUCCUCUGACUCUCUGUGUGAGAGGAUUAUUGAUGCCCAGAGCAGCGUCCUGGUGACAGCAGAUGGUGUUUACAGAGGGGAGAAGCUGAUCAACCUGAAACUGAUUGUAGACGAGGCUCUAGAGAAGUGCCGGGAAAAAGCCUCGUCGAGCAUCAAUAAAUGCCUCGUUGUCCGACACCAUCUGAGGACAAAAAGUGGAACAGCGUCCAACAAAUUACAGACGCCCUGGGACUCGGACUGUGACGUGUGGUGGGACGAGGCCAUGAAAGAUGCUCCUGAGGAGUGUGAGCCAGAGUGGAUGGACGCCGAGGACCCUCUGUUCAUCCUCUACACCAGCGGCUCCACCGGAAAACCCAAGGGUGUUCUCCACUCGGUUGCCGGGUACCUGCUCUACACGGCGCUGACCUUCAAGUGCGUGUUCGAUCAUCGCCAUGACGACGUGUACUGGUGCACGGCCGACAUCGGCUGGAUCACCGGUCACUCCUACAUCACCUACGGUCCGCUGGCAAAUGGCGCUACCAGCGUUUUGUUUGAGGGCAUACCCAUCCACCCUCACGUUGGACGCUUCUGGGAGAUAAUCCAGAAGUACAGAGUGACUAAGUUCUACACGGCCCCCACAGCCAUCCGCCUGCUGAUGAAGUACGGACGGGAGCCGCUGCAGAAGUACGACCUCUCCAGUCUGAGGAUCCUGGGGACGGUGGGCGAGCCCAUCAACCCGGAGGCCUGGCAGUGGUACCACGAGGCGGUCGGGCAGGGGAGAUGUCCCAUCGUCGACACUUUCUGGCAGACGGAGACGGGAGGUCACGUUCUGACUCCUCUGCCCGCGGCCACGCCGCUGAAACCAGGCUCUGCUACGUUCCCUUUCUUCGGAGUGGAGCCGAGCGUCCUUAACGAGCACGGAGAGGAGCUGGAAGGAGAGGCUGAGGGUUAUCUGGUUUUCAGGAGGCCUUGGCCUGGACUGAUGCGCACGGUUUACAGAGACCAGGAGCGCUUUGAGAACACCUACUUCAAGAAAUUCCCCGGCUUUUAUGUCACUGGUGACGGCUGCAGGCGGGAUAAAGACGGCUAUUACUGGAUCACAGGCAGAAUAGACGACAUGAUCAACGUGUCAGGCCACCUGAUGAGCACGGCCGAGGUGGAGGCGGCGCUGACCCAGCACCCGGCCGUGGCGGAGUCCGCCGUGGUGAGCCGGCCCCACAAAGUGAAGGGCGAGUGCCUCUACUGCUUCGUGACCCUCAAAGACGGCAUGGAGUUCAGCCACGCGCUGGUGCAGGGGCUCAAGACGCUGGUGAGGGAGAAAAUCGGACCAAUCACCACGCCAGACUUCAUCCAGAAUGCCCCGGCGCUGCCCAAGACUCGCUCAGGGAAGAUCAUGAGGCGAAUCCUCCGGCAGAUUGCCCGCAAUGAGAACGACCUCGGCGACCUCUCGACCCUGGCGGACCCGAAGGUGGUGGAGGUGCUGUUCAGCCAGAGGUGUGAAGCUGCAGCCUGAUCAAACACCCCUCAGCUCCCACACUGUCUUCUACAGUAACUAUGCAACAGAACUAGUCUAACUAGUGGUCCAGUGUGGUUGUGCACUGGUUUUAUGGACCUUCUUAUAUGGGGCAGUUAUUUGGUCCAAGUCGUCCCCUGUAAAGACAAAUUUUUUCUAAUGCCUCAAAGAAUAAACUUUAUAUUUAGAAAUUUUA
Betta splendens (Siamese fighting fish) is the source of this 2406-nucleotide messenger RNA. It is a transcript of the gene acss2l, whose product is annotated as acyl-CoA synthetase short chain family member 2 like. Lineage: Eukaryota; Metazoa; Chordata; Actinopteri; Anabantiformes; Osphronemidae. The transcript is spliced from 18 exons. Bases 192 to 2210 code for a protein of 672 amino acids. Gene Ontology annotation, molecular function: acetyl-CoA synthetase activity; AMP binding. The record is from RefSeq and is a predicted model, not a curated record.